CUUGUUAUACUUAUAGAGCGCGGUUAACUUAUUUUUCUGACCAUCUCUUUUUUUAUUUUUUUUUCACAACAGGGACAUCACUUGUUAUGGACAAAUAAUUUGUCAACUUAUCAAAGCACUCACAAGUCCACAAGCAUAGAGUAUAACAUCACUCUGAAACCAUGCAGUCAAAUAACAUUAGUGGAGAGAGCACAAAACCAUACGUAUUGAAGAAAUGCAUUGCCCUUUUACUUUCAUGUGCUUCCUCAACUUACAAAUUCAAGCAAGUACAUGCUUUUUCCAUCAGGCGUGGCAUUCCUUUAUCAAGCCCUGAAAUGGGCAAGUACUUGAUUUUCGCUCUUGUUUCCCUUUCAGGCCCAAUGUCUUAUGCCCAAAAAAUCUUUAAUCAAAUUCAGUUCCCAAAUAUCUUCACUUGGAAUACUAUGAUUAGAGGUUAUGCUGAGAGUGAAAACCCAUAUCCAGCUAUUGAAAUACACAAUAAAAUGUGUGUGAAUAAUGUUGCAUCUGACACACAUACAUACCCUUUUGUUCUAAAAGCUAUUGCUAAGGUGAUUGAUGUUAGGGAAGGAGAAAAGGUGCAUUGUGUGGCUAUUAGAAAUGGGUUUGAAUCAUUGGUGUUCGUCCAGAAUUCUUUGGUUCAUUUUUAUGGAGCAAUUGGUCAAGCAGAAAAUGCACAUAAGGUGUUUGAGGAAAUGUCUGACAAGAAUCUUGUGGCAUGGAAUUCAGUGAUUAAUGGCUAUGCUUUAAAUAGUAGACCUAAUGAAACGUUGACCCUUUUCAGGAAAAUGGUUUUGGAAGGUGUUAGGCCUGAUGGUUUUACUAUGGUUAGUUUGUUGACUGCUUCCGCUGAGCUUGGUGCGUUAGCAUUGGGUAGACGCGCGCACGUGUAUAUGUUGAAGGUGGGAUUGGAUAAGAAUUUACAUGCUGCAAAUGCCCUUUUGGAUCUUUAUGCUAAAUCUGGGAAUGUAAAAGAGGCAGAACAAGUUUUUGAUGAGUUGGAGGAGGAUAGUGUAGUGUCUUGGACAUCUUUAAUUGUAGGUUUGGCUGUCAAUGGUUUUGGUGAGAAAGCACUUGAGCUUUUCAAGGAAAUGGAAAGAAAAGGAUUUGUGCCUACUGAGAUCACAUUCGUCGGGGUCUUAUACGCCUGUAGCCAUUGUGGUUUGGUGGAUAAAGGGUUUGCUUACUUCGAAAGGAUGCAAAAGUUGUUUGGAAUUAAGCCGAAAAUUGAACAUUAUGGCUGCAUGGUUGAUUUGUUAGGAAGGGCUGGUUUAGUGGAAAAGGCGUACGAGUAUAUUAAAGACAUGCCGUUGCAACCCAAUGCUGUGAUUUGGCGAACAUUACUCGGUGCGUGCUCAAUACAUGGUCAUUUAGCUCUAGCGGAGAUAACUAGAAAUCACCUUAAGCUGUUAGAACCUAAACAUUCUGGGGAUUAUGUGCUCCUUUCAAACCUUUAUGCAGCCGAGAGGCGUUGGUCAGAUGUGCAUCAACUAAGGAGAACUAUGCUUAAAGAAGGGGUGAAAAAGGUGCCAGGGCAUAGCCUUGUUGAGUUGGGUAAUCGUGUGCAUGAAUUUGUUAUGGGAGACAGAUCCCAUCCUAAAACUGAGGCUAUAUAUGCUAUGCUUGCAGAAAUGACUAGAUUGUUGAGAUUGGAAGGUUAUGUCCCUCACACAUCAAAUGUGCUUGCUGAUAUAGAGGAAGAGGAGAAGGAGACUGCUUUGGCUUACCAUAGUGAAAAAAUUGCAAUUGCAUUCAUGUUGAUUAGUACACCACCUGGGAUCCCUAUUCGAAUUGUGAAGAACUUAAGGGUCUGUGCUGAUUGCCACCUUGCCAUAAAACUAACAUCGAAGGUCUUCGAUCGCGAGAUAGUCGUUAGAGAUCGUAGCCGGUUUCACCAUUUUACCAAUGGAUCUUGCUCUUGUAAAGAUUAUUGGUAGAACGUAAUUGUAGAAUUGGAACUAGAGCUUUGCAUUAGUUGCUGAACUCAAAGCGUAGCCUUCUGAAAAAUAUUAAGAUGGUGGAGAAUAAAAUCGAUAAAAACUGCAUUUUGUUCGAGGAAACGUUAGCGAAAGCAAGAUAUGAUUUUUUAGUUCAUUGCUUGGUGGGCAGAUGUAAACAAUUAGUGCAACUCUAUACUUUCUGAAGAAAUAUUCCUCAACUCCCUUCUACAGUGUUGUAUGUAUCACAUCAAGGAACCAUCCUGGUCUCUAUUCAUUCACUUUUCUCUAAGCCUUUAAUAACUUCAGCAGGUAUAUUAAUCAAGUAUCUGAGAGUUCUUGCAAAUUCUCAUAACUUGUUGAUGCACAUUCAACUUGAAGUUGACAGCGACCUACAUGGAUUCUCAAACUCUUAUGCGCAAAACAAGUAAAUAUAUUUUAGGUGCCUUUUAGGCCCAACAUGCUCCCACAACCACAAGAUACAUGGUUCGACACACACCCCUGGAGCUGAAAUAUCCAGAUCUAUUUAGGUUAGUGGAAGCAGUUGAAUAAACUGUUGUCCACAGUAGAUCAGGAAGUGAGUAGAUUGUGAUUUUUAUAUGAAACUGCUUUGAUUGGGAAGUAACAAGUGUGGCUCAACUAAUACUGGAGUUGAGGCUGAAAUGGACACUUAGUAGGAUUCUCUGGAAAUGGACCAGUAAUGGCCUCUUCGCAAUGGCCAUGGAAUAUGAUCUGGAAACUAUGGCUCAAUACAGAUGCUUCAGUUGGUUGGUGAUGCAUGUUUGACCAAUGGUGGCAUAGCUCUAGAAACCAGACAGAUCAAUCAUGGGGUGGGCUAAAUUUAUUGGUUUCUUGUUUUCAUGGUUUCUGUUUGCUCCUCUUAUCUGUGUUGCAGAGAGAACCAACUUAAAUUGUGCACUUGGAGAAGUCCUCCAUGCCUGAAGUCUUUGCUAGCCACUAUCAAUGGCAUUCCUCCAUCAUUCAUCUCAUCAAGAUUGCCAGUCCUCUCUCUAAUGGCCAACUUUCUGGUACAAAGCUCCUUCAUUCCUAUAAUAAUGAAUUUCGUGGCUUUAGUGCGGUUUUGUUCAAAGAUGAACUAGAAGCUUUUCAAGAAGUCUCUGAUCUCUGGCCUUCAUUUCAGCUUAUAAAGAUAGGUCUAUUGAACUCCAAAUCUACCAAACUUCUGAGUUCUUGAAGCUCAACCCAUCUUCAGGCUUUGGCCAGCCUCUAGAUUUGGCCAAGGUAUGAUCACAGGUAAAAUUGAGUCAGGCAUCUGGCCAGAUAUGCUUGCUUUAAGGAUGAUGGUAUGCGGGAAAUCCCAAAAAAGAUGGAAGGGAAUCUAUUGUGAGGGAACAGAUUUUAACUCUUCGGUGUGAAGCAGGAAACUCAUUGGUGCUAAUUAUUUCAAUCAGGGAGUUUUGGCAGCCAAUCGUUGUGUGGAAACUUCCAUUAAUUCUGCUAGGUAUUAUUCCGGACAUGGCACACAUGUAGCCUCCAUUGCUGCUGAAAACUAUGUUCAAUCUGCUUCGUACUUCAGAUAUGCCAAAGGAAAAGCUAGAGGAGUUGCCCCACAUGCUAGACUGGCUGUUUACGAGGGACCGGGACUGUAGGAUUCGGAUUAUCUUGCUGGGUAUGGAUGAGGCUGUUGGAGAUGGUGUCAACAUUAACUACAUUUCUCUUGGGUACCACAUUAAUCCAUUGUAUGAUGAGUCUAUAGCACUUGCCUCUUUUGAUGCCGUGCUGAAGGGGUCUUAGUUUCUGCUGCAGCAGGAAUGGUACCAGGCGUCUUUAGGUGCCUGGCCUUCCAUAUAUGUGAAACUGGCACUGGCACCUGCAUAGAAUUAGAAUGAGUACAUUCUUCAAUAAGGCGCAUUUGUGUCCUGUCCUCAUGCUUCUAAAGUGGUACACCCCGAGUGGAGUCCAUUCAGCUAUUGGUCAGCUAUGAUGACCACCAUGAAGGCGUGAACCAUUUAAGUGGUACUUCGAACCAUCAUUGAUUCAGACAAUAGAGCCCUGCAACGCGAUUAGGCUUGGGAGUGGGUCAUGAUCCGAAUAUAGCACCAGCCGCCGGUCCGGCCCUCCAGUUUUUGGGGCGUGACAAGAACGUUGACUGCAUUAACAAUUACAAGGAAGAAGAACCUGGAGUUGAAAACUUUAUUUGAGAAACAGAAGAAAACACAGUAUAAUCCUAUUCACUAAGAUUAGAGGAGUCCAGCAUGGUGUGUUGGAGUUUCACCUUUAAAAGUUUCGAACAGUGUUGGAGUUUCACCUGUUGAGAAUUUUGAACUCAACAUACUGUGUUGGAGUUUCACUCGUAAAAGCUUCAAAUUUCAGCA
Molecule: messenger RNA, 4270 nt
Organism: Lycium ferocissimum
Lineage: Eukaryota; Viridiplantae; Streptophyta; Magnoliopsida; Solanales; Solanaceae
Product: pentatricopeptide repeat-containing protein At4g21065
Exons: 2
Coding region: 162-1934 (590 amino acids)
Biological process (GO): RNA modification
Molecular function (GO): zinc ion binding; protein binding; RNA binding
Source: RefSeq, a predicted model, not a curated record